Molecule: messenger RNA, 1280 nt
Organism: Paramuricea clavata
Lineage: Eukaryota; Metazoa; Cnidaria; Anthozoa; Malacalcyonacea; Plexauridae
Source: the annotation of a GenBank genome assembly
UGUAUAUUAAAAAUUCGUAGCUUAAAUUUCUUUAAGAACUUUCCCCAAAGUGGAAACACACUAUAUUUUAACAACCAAUACUUCUUGCAAAAGUGGACGUUUGUUGCUUCAGAAAUACAGAAAUAAAAUCAAAAGUUUGGUAUGUAUUCGACGUAGACUUUAUAUUUUGGUUUUGAUUUUAGUUACAGUUCAUAUUAAAAUGUGUAAAAUGAUGCUAUAUAAAAGCCUGUGUUUGAUGCGGUGCCUUUCUACAGAGUCACUGAGAUAUGAAGUGUAUAUAUUCAUUUUUUUUUAAUAUUAUAUUGUAUUGUAGAGUGUUUUAGGUUACAUGGAAACAUAUAAUAACUUUUUCUCUUGCUACCUUUCUAGUUGAAGCUGUUUUAACUUCAUCAGCAAUGGUUUUAGUUCAACAAGUUACCAAAAAUGCAAAGGCAAUGGUUCCAUUUUUAAAACCUAUAUGGGCAUUUGGUAUUGCAUUCUCUGUCACUGGAUACCUUAUAUGGAAAUUACCUAUAACAGGUGGGACAUCAGAUGGAAAUGCUGACAGGAAUGAGUUCCACCAAUAUUAGCGAAAGCCAGCCAUAAUAAUGAGGUCACCCAUAUUAAUGAGGGCCACAUUAUGUAGUAAUGAGGGACACCCAAUGUUAAUGAGGGUUAGCCAGUGUUAAUCGGCAUCACCAAUUUAACAAAACUUACAUUAACAAGGUUCAUACAUUUUAACCAAGGGCCACCCAUAUUAAUGAGUACGAUGCAUAUUAAUGAGGGUCAUGCAUAUUAAUGAGGCCAUGCAUAUUAAUAUUGUUUGUUAAGUGAUUUCCUCAUUAAAUAUGGUUAUUCAGAAUUCACAAACCCUAUUAAUGAAUGCUAAUGUUUUCUUUUUUCCUUUUCUGUAGAAGAAACAAAAGCAAAUUCCAGUAAGUCACUUUUUAAAGGAUUGUCCAUGAUUAUUGACAUUUUCACAAACAUAGAAGGAGUACUCUCUUUUUGAACACUUACCCCCAGAGAGUACUCUUAAUUAAAUGUUGAUCCUCGGGAAUGAAGUCUAACAUGAGAUCAGUGCUGCAAACAUUGACUAACAUUGUAUAUUUCUCCAUGUCAUUUAGAAUAUUAUAAUCCUGGUCAUGAUCAGCAUUAAAGUUUUAAUAUAAAGUCGGGAAUUUUGCUGCCAUCUGGAAUUUUGUAAAGUUAAUUUAUCAAAAGAAAAGAAUGUGACUUUGAGCUUUACUUAUUUGUAAUCUAAAGUAUUUUGUUUGGAAAUAAAGAAAAAAAUAUAUUUGACA